AUGAUUGAGCGAUGCAGUGACUCCCAAAAACGGCAAUUUAGGAAUCUUAUUGGUGAGAUCGAGCUCAACGACAAGAAACCAUCCCAGUUACUGAGAGAAAUGCGAGUUCUGGCAAAAAAUUUCGUGAGUGACACCAUUUUGCAAACUUUAUGGCUUCAGAGACUUCCUACCAAUAUUCAAGUAGUCUUCUCACCCUCAUCAGGUUUGGAUCUGACCAAAAUGGCCGAAAUUGUCGACGAGGUCAUAGGGGUUACUACAAGUUCACUAGUUUUUAUCAAAAACUGUGUGGAUGCGAAGAUCGGAUCUCUGAGCUUUCAAAUCAAAUUUCUGAUAUCUCUUGAAAGCUCGACAAUCUCCUUCGCAACAGAAGCUGGCCCAGGACACGAAACACAAGUAGGGAAGCAACCAACAAAGAAUUUUGUUUCUAUCACAACCAGGUCUGAAGCAAGGCAAAGAAAUGUAAAGCACCUUGCUGUUACAACACUUUAUCAAAAAAAUAGAAACACCGUUGGUCAAGGAGGUGGCAGCUAA
Molecule: messenger RNA, 531 nt
Organism: Ceutorhynchus assimilis (cabbage seed weevil)
Lineage: Eukaryota; Metazoa; Arthropoda; Insecta; Coleoptera; Curculionidae
Source: the annotation of a GenBank genome assembly